Messenger RNA from Numida meleagris (helmeted guineafowl), 3437 nucleotides. It is a transcript of the gene ACSBG1, whose product is annotated as acyl-CoA synthetase bubblegum family member 1. The transcript has 16 exons. Gene Ontology annotation, molecular function: long-chain fatty acid-CoA ligase activity. The record is from RefSeq and is a predicted model, not a curated record. Gene Ontology annotation, cellular component: endoplasmic reticulum; membrane. The coding region runs from base 985 to 2970 and encodes 661 amino acids. Lineage: Eukaryota; Metazoa; Chordata; Aves; Galliformes; Numididae.
UGUGGGCGGGGACAAGGGGGGCGGGGCUGAAAAUUCAAGAAGAUCAAUAUGAGCUAAGGUGUUAGGAGGGGUUGUGUUGGUUCCGUGAGUGGGUGCUGUGGUGUCAGUGUGUGUGGUCGCUGGUGGAUGUAGCGGGAGCUCUGAGCAGUCAGUCUGGUGCCAGGAGCAGCAGUUAGUGAACACUCUCACAGAAGCGCAGUGUGGAUGGGUUUCUUAUGUUCUCCUUAUUAAUCAGAGCAGGCUGCCAGGUUAUGUUUACUUUAUCUUUGCUAUCAAGUUUUUGUUUUCUCCCUCUUUGCUUCCAUUUGGUACACACACCUUGUUAUUUACUGAGGGAUUAGCAGAGGUCACAGGGGUUGCUGUUUAGGGGCAGAGUGAACAGGUGCAGUACCUGUGCAAUGAGCUGCAUUCCUCUAGUCUGACCGGUGCAGUCAUCCUGAUACUGAGGAUAAUGUUCUGUCUGAAGCAAAACAAGCGCUUCCUCUUUUCUAGUACUGCGUAUGGAACAGAGUUAGAAUCCUUAAAUCUCCGUAAUUAAUAACAAAAGUAGUACAGCCUUUAAGCUGCAGGCACAUUUUGCAACAGUAGUUCCUUUCUCAGCCAACCUGGUGAUCAAGUGUACCUGCCUGCCAUGCUGUGUCUCAUAAAUCACGCCUUCUAAACUGUGAAACCGUUACUGAAAAGAGCGUCCUGUCUCCUGGUGACACAGAAGAACUGCUGAUGCGCAGUCUGCCUGCAGAGAUUUGUUGCCUCGUUUUGAAGAGACCCAAGACGAAGGCCAAGAGCAAGCAGGUGAUUGAGAAUAGCCUUGGGAUGACAUGGGACCUGAUCUCUGAUUGUGAAGAAACCCAUCUGGGCCCAUGGACAUUUUUAUAUAUGUCCAAUUUGCAUACGAGGCUCCUACUUUGAUAUUCCUCUGCUGUUGAAGGUAGAACUUCUCACCUGCCACUAGCCAUAGAAACUUAGGAAGCCUUGUCAGAAAAGAUGAAGACAAAGAAGGCACUGAGUUCAUCAGCCUUUUCCAAGUCCCGUGUCAAGUCUCUGUGGACUUCCUUUGCUGAUGGCAGAGUCAGACUGAGAAUAGAUAACUCGUGUCCGCAGACUCCCAUAACAGUUCAUCAGAUGUUCAAGGAGAGCCUCGAAAAAUAUGGAUCUCUUAAUGCUUUGGCCAGCAGAAAGAACGGAAAGUGGGAGAAAAUAACUUUUUCAGAGUAUUAUUGCCUUUCCAGGAAAGCAGCCAAGAGCUUCUUGAAGCUUGGUCUUGAACGAUUCCACAGUGUAGCAAUCCUUGGAUUUAAUUCUCCAGAGUGGUUCAUCUCAGCUGUUGGAGCUGUGUUUGCUGGAGGAAUCGUCACAGGAAUAUAUACAACCAAUUCUCCAGAGGCAUGCCACUACAUUGCUUAUGACAGCAAAACCAACAUCAUGGUUGUGGAAAAUCGGAAGCAAUUGGACAAGAUAAUGCAGAUCUGGAAUCGUUUGCCACACUUGAAAGCUGUUGUGCUAUACAAGGACUCAAUUUUGGAGAGACAUCCAAAUUUGUAUACGAUGGAAGAGUUCCUGAAGCUAGGAGAUGAUAUAUCCGAUGCUACUUUAGAUGACAUUAUUAACUCCCAAAAGCCGAAUCAAUGCUGUGUACUAAUAUACACAUCAGGAACAACUGGGAAGCCAAAAGGAGCAAUGCUGAGUCAUGACAAUAUAACUUGGACGUCAGCACAUUGCAGCAGAGCAGGAGAUAUGCAACCUGCAGAGGUCCAACAGGAGUCCAUAGUCAGUUAUCUUCCACUCAGCCAUAUAGCUGCACAAAUAUAUGACCUGUGGACUGGAAUCAAAUGGGGAGAGCAAGUUUACUUUGCUGAGCCAGAUGCUCUGAAGGGAAGUUUGAUCAACACACUAAAAGAAGUGCAGCCAACAUCUCACAUGGGAGUUCCCAGAGUAUGGGAGAAAAUCAUGGAGAAAUUAAAGGAUGCUUCUGCUCAGUCAGGAUUUGUGAAGAAGAAAAUGCUGUCAUGGGCUAUGUCAGUGAGCUUAGAGAGAAACCUGAACUGCUCAAGCAGCAGUGACUUAAAGCAAUUUUGGACAAGGUUAGCAGACUACUUGGUGCUUGCUAAAAUACGCAGUGCGCUGGGUUUCUCUAGCUGUCAGAAGCACUUUUGUGGUGCUGCUCCUCUCAAUACAGAAACACUGUAUUUUUUCUUGGGUCUGAACAUCACCUUGUAUGAAGCCUAUGGGAUGAGUGAGACCACAGGCCCGCAUUGCCUCUCGGGGCCACAUAACUACAGGCAGCACAGCUGUGGUAAACCAGUACCUGGCUGCAGAGUGAAAUUAGUGAAUGAAGAUACAGAAGGCAAUGGAGAAAUCUGUUUCUGGGGAAGGACUGUUUUCAUGGGUUAUUUAAACAUGGAAGACAAAACAAAAGAAGCCUUUGAUGAGGAUGGGUGGCUGCAUUCUGGAGAUUUAGGAAAACUAGACAAGGAUGGCUUUCUCUAUGUCACUGGAAGAAUUAAAGAUUUGAUUAUUACAGCUGGAGGUGAAAACGUGCCUCCCAUUCCAAUUGAAGAUGCUGUUAAAAAAGAACUCCCAAUUGUUAGUAACGCCAUGGUGAUUGGAGAUAAAAAGAAAUUUUUGUCCAUGUUGCUGACCUUAAAGAGUGUCCUGGACCCAGAUACAUCAGAUCCCACUGACAUCCUCACUGAACAAGCUAGAGAUUUCUGCCAGAAGAUCGGUAGUAAAGCUACUACAGUAUCAGAAAUUGUAGCUACAAGGGAUCAGGCGAUCUACCAAGCCAUUCAGGAGGGAAUCAACAAAGUCAACAUGAAUGCUACUAAUAGGGUUCAUUGCAUUCAAAAAUGGAUAGUGCUGCCAAGAGACUUUUCUAUUUCUGGGGGAGAACUAGGUCCCACCAUGAAGUUAAAACGGCUCACUGUGCUUAAGAAAUACAAAAACGAAGUGGACUCUUUCUAUGAAGAGUAAGAAGCCUUUCAUCGAAGCAGUGGGAACGAUUUGUAAGCUACAGGAUGUAUUUCCUAAUCAAAAUCAUUAAGGAAGUCUUAUGCUUGUUUUUAUUUUGUAGUCUGUUGAAUUCAUGCACUAGAAAACUGCUAUGUUAAUUUAGUUAUUCCUGAUACUCACCUGAUAGUUUGUCCUGUUCUAUACGGCGUCUCUGUUUUCUAAUAUGGAUUUUAAAUUAUGCACUAAAUGAGCAAGAUUAAUGAUAUCCUCGUAGGUUGUGUGAAGUGAGUAUAAGUUCUCUAGACUGAAACAGAAAAAAUACUGAUCUGUCCUUAUAAUUUGUUUGUUCUGCAGGAGGUUGCCUGUAGCUUAUGCUGUAUUUUGGUAGAUGAAUAGUGAGCAGUACUGUUUAGUAAAACUGUUACACCACUCUGAUGAUAAAGCUGAUUAGUUUUAAAAAUAACAAUAAUAAAAAAAUCCAAGGCCUG